This is a messenger RNA of Penicillium paradoxum, 891 nucleotides long. RefSeq lists its product as uncharacterized. The record is from RefSeq and is a predicted model, not a curated record. Gene Ontology annotation, cellular component: cytoplasm; nucleus. Gene Ontology annotation, biological process: intracellular signal transduction; protein phosphorylation. The transcript has a single exon. Gene Ontology annotation, molecular function: ATP binding; protein serine/threonine kinase activity. NCBI's taxonomy places the organism in Eukaryota, Fungi, Ascomycota, Eurotiomycetes, Eurotiales, Aspergillaceae. Bases 1 to 891 code for a protein of 296 amino acids.
AUGAGUCUCGCCGAUGCAAAAGAUGGCUCAUAUAACCGCCUUUUCCAGUUGGACGUUACUCGGGCUUUAGCUGUACAGCUGGUCCUUGCAGUUGACUACGUCCAUUCCCAGGGACUUGUGCACGGAGAUCUUCAUAAUGCAAAUGUUCUUCUCCAGUUACCGUUUGACGUGAACCAACUUUCCGUGGAGGAAUUGUACCAAACCUACGGAGAACCGGAGUUCGAAGCCAUAAGACGUUUCGAUGGACAACCGCUCCCAUCGAAUAUGCCAUCUCGCGCUGUUUUACCACUCUGGCUUGGCGAAGCAAGUGACAAACUGAAACUCUCAGAAGCCAAAAUCCUACUCAGCGAUUUCGGUGAGGUUUUCUCCCCCAGCCAGCAACAGCGAUAUCAGUCCCACACUCCACUUACAGGUCGACCACCGGAGGCUCGGUUCGAACCGCACAGGUCUCUAUCCUUCGCGUCAGAUAUCUGGUCACUCGGAUGCUCUUUAUGGAAUAUCCUUGGCCAGAGCUCGCUUUUCGACGGCCUGUUCGCGACCGAAGAUAGCAUUACUUGUGAGCAGAUUGAUGUCCUUGGGAUGCUACCCCCAGAAUGGUGGUGUAAAUGGGAGGGGAGACAUGGUAGAUUUACGGAAGACGGGAAGCCGAUAAAUCGGAACCCUUAUCGCUCGUGGGAGGACAGGUUUGAACAAGAUAUUCAGCAGCCGAGAGGGAGGGAAGGGAUGUCGCGCAUUGGACCGGCUGAGAGUGAUGCGAUAUUUCAGAUGCUGAAGUCGAUACUUGAAUUCAGGCCUGAAAACCGCUCGACGGCAAAGCAGAUUCUCAGAUGUGAGUGGAUGGUUAAGUGGGCAUCCCCUGAAUAUGAGAAGAUCCGGGGGAUUUGGUUAUAG